This is a messenger RNA of Zophobas morio, 430 nucleotides long. RefSeq lists its product as uncharacterized. Bases 105 to 413 code for a protein of 102 amino acids. The transcript has 2 exons. Lineage: Eukaryota; Metazoa; Arthropoda; Insecta; Coleoptera; Tenebrionidae. The record is from RefSeq and is a predicted model, not a curated record.
UGUGUAUAAAUGGGAGAUCACCCGCAAGAGUUAUAACAGUCCUCAACAAAUUGAAGAUCACAGUCAGUCCUCAACACUUAAGAAAAAUAUAUAUAAACAACAAAAUGGAGCAAUUUGUCAUAUGCCCGUUUGACAGAAGCCAUAGGCUUCUUGAGAGCCGAUUGAAGCGCCAUAUUUUUAAUUGUCAUCGUGAGGCCUGGGAGCGGGAGAGAUGUCUUCGUGAGGCUGCUUCCAGAGCAUCCCAUACGCCACCAUCACCACCACCACGAGCACCACCACCACCGCCAAUAAUAGAAUGCCCAGACAACUGGGAUAAUGAAAUUAGUCAAACGUACGUCCCCUCCAUGAGUAGGGAGCUGCUUCUGGACAGAACGGCAAUCAAUAAUUAUAAGUCAGUUUUUAGAAGAAAAUAAUAAAAUAAUUAUAGUAA